This is a messenger RNA of Boleophthalmus pectinirostris (great blue-spotted mudskipper), 2227 nucleotides long. It is a transcript of the gene ednraa, whose product is annotated as endothelin receptor type Aa. Gene Ontology annotation, molecular function: endothelin receptor activity. Gene Ontology annotation, biological process: vasoconstriction; regulation of blood pressure; G protein-coupled receptor signaling pathway. Gene Ontology annotation, cellular component: membrane. The record is from RefSeq and is a predicted model, not a curated record. The transcript has 8 exons. Bases 251 to 1675 code for a protein of 474 amino acids. NCBI's taxonomy places the organism in Eukaryota, Metazoa, Chordata, Actinopteri, Gobiiformes, Gobiidae.
AUUUAUUAUUGAUCGGUUUUGGGAGGUUGUCACACGUCCCCGUUGUGUGACGAUAACUCGGGAUGCUAUCUGAGUGGCUGGCUGCUAAAUAGCUCUUGUGUAUUUAGUGACAGAUGGGAUUUCGCGCAGGAAGAAGCAAAGGGGGUACGGCGGUCGCGACUGACAGCUCUCCGAACUUUUGAGCUGAGGGGGGAAGAAAAUAAAUUAAAAAAAUCACAGAGCGGAUUUCGGUUGGAGUUUGUUUGGCGCAAUGUUGGGAAAAAAAAAGAGGAAAAGAAUGCAAAUGUUUAACCGGGGCGGUGUUAUAUCGGGACAGCCCUUCCAAUCAGUCAAAUCAAAGCUCCAACCAGCUCCUGUAAUGGCCCUCCCAGCUCUGCGUGUGUUUGUGCUAAUCGUCUGCAUGGCGGCCAGUGGAAUUUGCCAGAUAAACCCGGGCAAAGAAGAAGAAGAGAGGCCCCACCCACUGUCCCUGGGGUACACCACUCUCCAGUCAACACUUUUUCACACCACCACCACUGCAAACCCGUCAAGUCUGGGGCCGAUCGUGCAAAAAGUUGUAGCGCCCUCGAACGGGACGACAAUGAAAAAGCUCCCGUCCUGUAUCAUGCCGACGCAGAUCAACGUUUAUUUCAAAUACAUCAACACGGUGAUCUCCAUCGUGGUGCUGGUGGUGGGUCUGGUGGGCAACGCCACGCUCCUGAGGAUUAUUUACCAGAAUAAGUGCAUGAGGAACGGGCCCAAUGCGCUCAUAGCCAGCCUGGCCCUGGGAGACCUCAUGUACCUCACCAUCGAGAAGCCCAUCAACGUCUUCAAGCUUCUUGAAUCCCGGUGGCCGUUUGCAGACAACUUUUUCGGGCUGUUUCUGUGCAAACUGGUGCCGUUUGUGCAGAAAGCGUCAGUUGGAAUCACUGUCCUCAACUUGUGUGCUCUCAGCGUGGACAGGUAUCGAGCUGUGGCCUCCUGGAGCAGAGUUCAGGGCGUGGGCAUCCCUCUGUUCACCGUGAUCGAGAUCGUGUCCAUCUGGGUCCUCUCGCUCCUCCUCGCCGUCCCAGAGGCCAUCGGUUUUGACAUCGUCCCGUUCACCUACAGAAACCAGACGUACCGCACCUGCAUGCUCAACCCCCAGUCCGACUUCAUGAUGUUCUACAAAGAUGCAAAGGACUGGUGGCUGUUUGGGUUUUACUUCUGCGUUCCUCUGACCUGCACGGCCAUCUUCUACACGCUCAUGACUCUGGAGAUGCUGACCCACAGGAACGGCAGUCUGCGCAUCGCCCUCAGCGAACAUCUCAAACAGAGGAGGGAAGUGGCCAAAGCCGUCUUCUGUCUGGUUCUCAUAUUCGCUCUGUGCUGGUUCCCGCUGCAUCUGAGCCGGAUCCUGAAGAAGGUGGUGUACUACCCCAACGAUGAGUCACGCUGUGAACUUUUCAAUUUCCUGUUGGUUCUUGAUUACGUCGGCAUCAACCUCGCCACCAUCAACUCCUGCAUCAACCCCAUUAUCUUGUACUUCGUCAGCAAAAAGUUCAAGAACUGUUUCAAGUCGUGCCUCUGCUGCUGGUGCUACUCAGACAACCAGGUCAGCAGCAUCGGACAAAUGAACGGGACCAGUAUCCAGUGCAAGAGUCCAGAGCCAAACAACCUCCUCACGGAUCGAAGUUUGAGGAAAGACAGCGACUGAAAUGUCAAAAAAAAAAAAAGUGUAAGACUAUGAGCUCAACUUGAAGCACUUGGAGACAGCGGACUCUGUUUGAGAAAGUAAAAAAAAAAAAUCUCGGAAAAUUGAAGCGUUCAGUGGUGACAUACUUCGUGGAUUAAGUCAUCGUUGUCAGUAAUUCAUGGCGGGAAACAUGGAUUUUUUUUCUCUACUGCCCCCUAUGGCUGGAGGUGGUAUUUACAGACGUUUUAAACCACUUAAACUCCAAUAAGCAAUAUUAUUUUAUGGGUGAAUAUUCGUUCAUAUGUGAAUUCACUUGAUAGUUAGCAGGCAGUGUUUUAUUUUUUCAAUUUUUGUGCCUUUUAUAGUUGGAAAUUGAAUUGUAACUUGAAUCGUAGAAUCUAUAUAGAACAGACCUUUAGAUAAAUAAGCUACCAGUCAAAUAUUUGGACACACCUUCUCAUUCCGUGUAGUUUUUCUAUGGCAGAGUUGGGGGCUUGCAAGUCGUGAUUUGAACUUGAGUAACUAUUUUUAGGACUUGAGACUUGACUUGAUAAAACAGACAAGGACUUGGGA